Molecule: messenger RNA, 661 nt
Organism: Anopheles nili
Lineage: Eukaryota; Metazoa; Arthropoda; Insecta; Diptera; Culicidae
Exons: 1
Coding region: 32-661 (209 amino acids)
Molecular function (GO): N-acetyltransferase activity
Source: RefSeq, a predicted model, not a curated record
UUCACUCAUUAACCGAUCAGUUGGUUUAGAGAUGUUUCCUAACGAGUGCUACGAGUACACCAUCGCUACAGAAUCCGACCGAGACGAAGUUCGGGAUGCUCUGGCCAGUUAUUUUUAUCCCGAAGAACCCCUAACCGCUGGUCACAGUGAAGGUCCGGCAGUGACGGUAGACGAUAUGGAAAAUGCGCUUUCCUUUCUCGUACGAGGCACUGUCGUCCUCGCACGGACGACAGCAGACAAGCUCGUCGUUGGUCUUUCGAUAGGAAGCCCUUCGACCUACGCUAUCAAUGUGCCUAUCCGUACGGAAAAAUUUGCCGAUAUCGUAACCUUUCUCGAGCUACUCAAUGAGCGUGCUUCGCGUGGAAGUUUCCAACGGCCAAGCGAGUCGUACACCGUUCACAUGUUGGCCGUGCAUCCAUCUCAUCGUGGCCAAUCCAUCGGGCGCCGUUUAGUCGAAGAACAGAUCUCACUGGCCCGCCGACGAUGGCCAUCCUGCGGCGUCGUGACUGCUGAAGCAACCAGUGCUGGGUCCUUGCGAGUUAUGCAGCGUCUCGGAAUGCGUGAAAUCGCUCGCAUGCGCUUUGACGAGUAUCGGAAUGCACGGAGAGAGCAGGUUUUUCAUGGAAUCGGCGAAGUGGUUUCACUCGCAAUGAAUCUGUAA